CGGCGGGGCCGGGCUGGGCGCCUCAAGCACCGAUCCCUCGUCUGCUAGUGCCUGCGGGUAGGACGAAGCGAGGCUUCAGCAGCCGGUCACGGCAGCGGCCACGAUUUAACCCAGCGGAGGCUUAUCUUGUCGGACAAGUUUCUGCUGUGCUCCGAGUCACGGCCUCAGGAGGGAGCGGAGUGGAGCCGACCUGAGCUCGGCUCAGCCCGGCAGGAGGAAGCAGCCGCACCGGCAGGUGCCGGGUCGGGACCAGCGCGGGGUAUCCCGGUGCAGCGUGGAGCAUGGACAGGCUGAACAAGCUGGCUGUGCCGGCUGGGGAGAAGUUGAGGAAGCUUCAAAAGAUGGUGCAUGACAUCAAGAAAAAUGAAAGUGGGAUAAUAAACAAAUUCAAAAAGUUCCAAAAUGAACAAGUGGCCUUAAUUUGCAAAACUGGGAAAGAUACUUGGGAUCGACUGAAAAAAAAACCUCCGCCCAGUCUACCACAAAGGGAUUAUGCUUCAGAACAUGCAGACAAUGAAGAGGAACAAUGGUCAGAUGAUUUUGACAGUGAUUAUGAAAAUCCGGAUGACCACUCUGACUCUGAGAUGUAUGUGGUCCCCAGUGAAGAGAACCCUGAUGACAGCUAUGAGCCGCCUCCAAGCGAGCAGGAGAAAAAGAAGAUUCCCUCUGCAUUCCCUCUUUCUAGGGGUGAAUAUGCAGACAAUCGCACCAGUCACCAGCAGCUUCAUCCCAUCAAGAAAUCUCUCCCAGGUGCACCCAGUCCAGCUGUGUCCAGACCAAAGAAUCCAUCCAUGCCAUCCCUGCCUUUGCCAUCCCCUGCCACAAAACCAAAAGUACCACCAAAGCCUAAGGCAUGCAGUGAUGAUGAGGAUAAUUACAUUGUGCCAGUGGACAAUGAUGACAACUAUAUUGAACCCACAGAAAGCAGCAUGUCACUACCUACAAGAUCUCCUGUGAACAGGUUUAUGAAGACAACAAAGUCAGUCCCCCCUACUUCUCCAAAGCCUUCUGUUGCUUCUGAUAUGCAAGAAGUCUAUGAGGUUCCUGAAGAAGAGGAAAACCCAUCACCAUUACCAGUAACCAGUAGGUUCACUAAGCCACUUCCAUCUACACCUGCUCAGAACACAGAGCACUCCCACAUGCAUGGCAUGUCUAAAGAGUCACCCAAGCUGGAUCCUUCCAGAAAUAUUUUGCCUCUUCCCAGAAAUCGUCUUCAUCCAAAAGCAGACCAUGAAGCAAACAAUAAUGAUGAAAAUCACAGCUUCAAUAACACAAAAGAACCCAGAUUUCCCACUGGAGCAGCUCCAUCUCCACUACCAAGGGGCCUAAAGAAAACUUCUAAUGCAGUAAAUUCACCAAAACCAUGUUUACCUUCCAGAGAGACCUUAACUGCAAAUGAAGAAAAACCUACAGCAGCAGAACGACGCCGAGGUUCCAGCCAAGAGCCUCCACUUCCACCGCUUCCAAGUGGGGCCCAAAAGCCUUUGCUCCAAAAGUCCUCAAUUCUGCCAAAACUGCCAGAAGCUGCAAACCGUUCUCUGGGUACUUCCCCUCACAGCAGCAUUUCGUCAGUUUCAAAUACUGCAGACCAGGAUGCUGGUGUUCAUAGUAAAGCAUGGUAUGCUGCUACCUGUGAUAGGAAAACAGCAGAAGAUGCAUUAUACCGAUCAAACAAGGAUGGGUCUUUUCUAAUAAGAAAGAGUUCUGGACAGGAUUCACAGCAACCAUACACACUGGUUGUGUUUUACAACAGAAGAGUAUACAAUAUUCCUAUAAGAUUUAUUGAAUCAACAAGACAAUAUGCACUGGGCAGAGAAAAAAAUGGCGAAGAGCGCUUCAACAGUGUUGCUGAAAUAGUGGAGAAUCAUCAGUGCACCUCCCUGGUUCUAAUUGACAGCCAAAACAACACAAAAGACUCGACAAAACUGAAGCACAUUGUAAGAGUUUCUUAAUCAAACUGACCUGCUAAAAUGAAGACUUUUUGAAUAAUUUCUUUCAACAUCCUAAAAUAUGUGGAUCAGGUAUGAAAAGAAGAAAAUCCAAAAGUAUGGAAAAUACUCUUCAAGGGCACCUACUGAGUAGUAAGAGGUGCAGUUCAUAAAGUUCAACCCCAAGUCACUUCUACAAAAAAAGCACCUGUAUUUAACACAAGAAGCCAAAACAGAUAUACUCUCACAUGUGAUUUCCAUCAGUGACAAUAAGGGUCUUCAAAGUCACAUGAAGAACAGCUGUGUACCCCAGCCUGGUCCUUUGACUGCUAUUUAAAGAUAGAUUUCCUGUAGGACAUUUUCACUGUAAAAACAGGAAUGCCCACAGUAAUCUACUCUUUCAAUUUGUUACAUUUACCACAGAUCACUGCUUUCACCAAUUUCUUUGUAAAGUGCACAGCCCCAGAAGUUAAAGCAACUCCAUGUAACCUACUACUGUGUACAAGCUGAAAACAGGAAGGUACUUUGAUCAGCAGCAAUAAAGCUGUCAAUAUUUUAGAUUAAUGGACAUGCGUUGUCCUUUUCCUCUGCUUUACUCUGUUUCAUUAAUAUUUUUGUUUGUAUUUUCAAAUGUGCAAAUAAAACUAUUGUAAAGUCAA
Molecule: messenger RNA, 2587 nt
Organism: Columba livia (rock pigeon)
Lineage: Eukaryota; Metazoa; Chordata; Aves; Columbiformes; Columbidae
Gene: BLNK
Product: B cell linker
Exons: 23
Coding region: 282-1952 (556 amino acids)
Biological process (GO): intracellular signal transduction; cell surface receptor protein tyrosine kinase signaling pathway
Cellular component (GO): cytoplasm
Source: RefSeq, a predicted model, not a curated record